Molecule: messenger RNA, 1804 nt
Organism: Olea europaea var. sylvestris
Lineage: Eukaryota; Viridiplantae; Streptophyta; Magnoliopsida; Lamiales; Oleaceae
Product: beta-amyrin 28-oxidase-like
Exons: 3
Coding region: 1-1437 (478 amino acids)
Biological process (GO): sterol metabolic process
Molecular function (GO): iron ion binding; heme binding; oxidoreductase activity, acting on paired donors, with incorporation or reduction of molecular oxygen
Source: RefSeq, a predicted model, not a curated record
AUGGAAGUUUUAGCUCUUGGCCUUUCUCUAGCUCUAAUCGUUUUCCCUCUUUUCCUUGCCUUCCGCAAACGGUCGGAAGGUGGCAACGGUGCAAAACUUCCACCUGGUAGCUUUGGGUGGCCUAUAAUGGGAGAAACUAUCGAAUUCUUGUUCGGCAAACCGGAGAAGUUCGUCGGUGACAGAAUGAACAAAUACUCCCCACACAUCUUCAAAACCAAAAUACUUGGAGAAAAAACAGCUGUUAUUUGCGGCCCUACUGGCCAUAAAUUUCUAUUUUCUAAUGAACAAAAAUACUUCACUUCCUUCCGCCCCCACCCUAUGCAAUACCUCUUCCGUUCCUACCAAAACAACACGGCGGCUCAACCUCCACCACCGCGAACUGAUGAAUUGAAAUCGAUUCGACAACCGGGGUUCUUUAAACCUGAAGCCUUGAUGAGAUAUUUGGGGAAAAUGGAUUCCAUCACACAACAACAACUACAAAUGCAUUGGAAUGAUGACAUAAAUACAGUUCAAGUUUACCCUCUUGCCAAAAGCAUAACCCUAACACUUGCUUGUCAGUUCUUUCUAGGAAUCAACAAUCCAGAGCGUAUUUCGCGGCUUGUAAAACACUUCGACGAUGUUACGGUGGGCAUGCAUUCGAUCAUGUUGAACAUUCCGGGGACGACUUUUUAUCGAGCAAAUAAAGCGGCUUCCGCGAUUAGGAAGGAACUUCUGAAUGUUAUAAAAGAGAAGAAACUGGCUAUGGCUACCGGAGCUCCGGUGCAAGAUAUAUUGUCUCAUAUGAUUGUUGUUACCGACCCGAAUGGCCGAUCCAUGCCCAACGCCGAAAUUGCUGACAAAAUAAUGGGGUUGCUAACUGCAGGAUACAGCACAGUUGCUACCACCAUAACUUUCUUGAUGAAAUACGUUGGCCUUAGCCCCGAAAUUUACGAAAAAAUCCGAGCAGAGCAACUGGAGAUUGCAGCCUCUAAGAAGACUGGCGAAUUGCUGGAAUGGGAAGAUGUACAGAAAAUGAAAUAUUCGUGGAACGUAAUAUGUGAAACAAUGAGACUGGUUCCCCCUCUUCAAGGAACUUUUAGAGAAGUCUUGACGGAAUUUACCUAUAAUGGUUACACAGUUCCAAAGGGUUGGAAGGUUUAUUGGACUGUGAGCACGACCAACACAAACCCUGAAUAUUUCCGGAACCCAGAGAAGUUUGAUCCAUCGAGAUACGACGAAGGUGAAGAAGCACCGGCACCUUAUACUUAUGUUCCGUUCGGGGGAGGACCGAGAAUGUGCCCCGGAAAAGAGUAUGCUAGGCUAGCCAUAUUGGCUUUCGUUCAUAAUGUGGUAAAUAAGUACAGAUGGGAAGUGAUUGAUCCUAAUGAGAAGGUUGAAGGCGAUAUGAUGCCGGAGCCGGAAAAGGGACUUCCGAUAUGGCUGCAUCACCACCACUAGGGUGCAUGCUUGCUUGUCAAAGUUUAAUUAGGUUGCCAAACACACAUGAUUUGACUUCUUUAAACAAUGCAAUAAAAAAAUAAGCAUCUUUUAUUGUAGUGCUAUGAAAGAAGGAAGAAUUUAGUUGGGGUACCCAUCGUUGUUGUAACGCUCAAACGUGAAAUCCCAGGUGAACUGCUGCUCGUUUGACUAUAAUCUUUCAAAAAUGCUAUUUGUCGGGGUCAUUUCAACAGACCGUUGCCAAAAUAUCUCUCAUACAAUAGGUUCACCCCAUUUUUUAAUACCCAAAAAAAAAUAUAUCCACCCCACUUUGAAUAUGAGGAGUCUGGUCAGGGUUUGUACAAAUGUUAAGAACCUUGACAAAAUA